This is a messenger RNA of Rhizophagus irregularis DAOM 181602=DAOM 197198, 567 nucleotides long. The record is from RefSeq and is a predicted model, not a curated record. Lineage: Eukaryota; Fungi; Glomeromycota; Glomeromycetes; Glomerales; Glomeraceae.
UUUGGUAUGAUAAUGUGGGAAUUAAUAGUUGGAAAAGCCCCGUUCGCUGAUCGUGCACAUGAUGAGGAAUUAGCAACAGAAAUUUGUAAGAAAGGAUUACGACCGGAAAUUCCAUCUGAUAUUCCCGAAUGUUUUAUCAACCUUUUAAGACAAUGUUGGGAUUCAAAUCCAUUUAAACGACCUUGCGCUAACAUAUUACGUGAAACAAUACAUGAAUGGAUUUCAUCAAAUCCUUCAUCAGAAAUUUCAAUCCAAUUUCAACAAUCAGAAGAAAAACGUCUCGAAAAUGUAAAGACGACAAAUUCUAAUGAUGAUGUUCAUCCAGAAGCUGUAUACACUAAUAGAUCCUUCAGUUUCGAAAAUCUUAUUGAACCAAAUGUAACAUUCACCAAAUCUGUUAAUCCCAAAGAACAUUUAGCAUUACAACAAUAUAUUGCUAACGAAACUAAAUUUUAUCAUCUUAAAAUUAAAAGUUUAAAAGCAGAAAAUAGUGAUACAGCUGCUGAGAUUUAUGAUAUAUUACAAUAUUGGUAACGAAUAUACUACAAUAAUUAAUUUUUAAAUAUA